UGUGAGAUGAAUGUGUAGUUGCUGUAAACACACACAAGAAGCCAAACAUCAGGAGGAAAGUCGCUGGACUGGCUAGAAUGUUGUGACUCAACGCAAGCGGAAGUGGUGCCUGAGCGGCGAGGCGGACGAUGCGGGGUUUGCGCUCCAGGUCAGACCCCAUGGCCGUGCCGUUGAACUCGGCCGUGGAGACGGAGAAGGCGCAGGCGCUGCUACAGACGUUCAGCACAGCAUCUCUGCUCGCCAGCGCUGGACUCGGAGCCUUCUGCCUCUUAUCCGACGCCAUUCUGAACUCGCCGUUUAUCCAGCAGCACACGUGGCUCAGGGCCGUGCUGGACAACGCAGUCCAUGCCGUGAUUGCACUCUGGUCUUGGGCCAUCGUCAUUGGCCUGAGGAAGAAGAGCGACUUCUAUGAAGUGUUGCUGGCUGGCUUCCUCGCCUCCGCCAUCGACCUGGACCACUUCUACAUGGCCGGAUCACUGUCACUUAACGCGGCUCUGAACCUGCACCGGCGUCCUCCGUUGCACUGCUCCACGCUGGUCCCGGUGCUCUGCUUCUCACUGCGCCUGCUCAUGUGGGCGUGCAGGCUGAAGGACUCGUGGUGUUCGCUGCCCUGGCUGCUCUUUAUCUCUCUGGCAUCACACCACAUACGGGACGGAGUGCGCCACGGCUUGUGGCUCUGGCCCUUCGCCAACACACCACCAAUCUCCUACUGGCUGUACGUCACCAUCACGGCCACCCUCCCCCACCUCUGCUCCGUGCUCAUGUACCUGACCGGCACCAGAGACAUGAUCUCUUCAAAGCACGGCGUAGCCAUCGACGUCUGAUCCGACAGCUAAACCAGUGUAGAUUCUGCUGGGUAAAAACAGGGCUGGACAUUUCUGCCUCGUCAUCUCAUCGCAGAACCCAGGAGUCAAGACUUAAAGCGAUUUAUUUCCCUUGGAUAUGGACAGAAAUACAUGAAUUAAAGGGAUCAGUAAGUUUAUAUUUUGCCCAGUAGGGGGCAUCAGUGCACUACAAAUAGUUUUUACGUUCGCGUACUGUUAAAUUGCCACUGUGUAGAACUGUACAGAUGGUUUCAUUUUGCACUUAUGAAUCAUGUUGAUGUCUCUUGGUUAUUUGUUUGUUAAUAUCCUGUCAUAAUUUAUUAUUGAUGAAGAACAUGUGCUCUGCAGGAAUAAUCUCGAACCUGAGCCCUGAGCUGAUCGCAGGACUUGCAUGACUCCAGGCCAUCAUGGCAGGUGAACAGGGAAUCAUGUGCACUUUUUUUUUUUCUUCCUUUGGUGAACACUGUGUGCUAGUUUUUUUUUUUUUUUUUCCAGAAUUAAAUUUGAGGAACAUUCCAGUCGGUGUCACGGUAAAACACUCGUUAGCUACAGUAUCGCAAGGAAGCCACUACACUUCUAACAAGCAAGCAGUCAGUUUGACCUUUCUUUAACCCAGAGUCUACAGGAAAUGGGAAUUUGUGUACUGUGGACGUCGUCCCAGCACAAUAAAAACUAUGUGUUUAUGCAGGAAGAGUGACACUGCCAAUAUUUCAUGAGGUUAGAUAUGUAUCAGUGUGUUUUAAAUAGCUUUUAUUUACCUAGUUUGGUCAAAUAGCAGCACUGUUUAUCUUUGCGAGUUGUUUGUAAGCUAAAUUGAUUGUUAGCUCAUGGGUAAACUUUUCCUCCCACUGAUCCCGCCUGGCUCCAGUAUAUUGUGAGCAUAGCGUCUAAGGUAUUUCCUUGUCAGCUGAAACACGUCCUCUCGGCUUCACUCCAACUCUGUCUGAGGAAGGAAGACACGUAGGGAUUUGUUUGCUACUUUUUUGGAUGUCAUUGGAUCAUCAGUCUCGAAUGAGAGAGCCUUAAUUCAGAUGUGAGACGGCUCAACAUAGGAAGGAUACAAUUAUUUAUUGACGGGAAUGUCUUCAGGUUGUGUUAAGGGUCAUAAUCAAGGAUCACCAAGUAAGGAAUAAAAUGUGCCUGGGCAUGCUGUUUAUUGGAAACUUGAUCAGCAAUGAAGUUGGCUUUGUUCUUACACCACAGCGAUUUGCCAUCUCGAGCGAUUUUGUAUUUAUAGUUAGUUAAUGCAGUGAUGGUUUCUGUAUGUUACAGAGAAACAGUGAAGCACAAAGUCCUUUUUGAAAAGUCAAAUUAUAGCUUUUCUUCUGAUGCAUACAGUGGUGCUUGGAAGUUUGUGAACCCUUUUAGAACUUUCUGUAUGUUUCUGCACAAAUAUGACCCAAAACAAUAUCAGGUUUUCACACAAGUCCUAAAAAGUAGAUAACGAGCGUCUGAUUAAACAAAUGGGACAAAAAUAUAAUAGUCCAUUUAUUUAUGAAGGAAAAUGAUCCAGUGUUGCAUGUCAGUGAGUGGCAAAAGAAUGUGAACAUCUACGGUGUUUCCUCUAAGUUUGCUGGUUGUGGGGGGGAGGGACGUUGGGACGAGGAUGGUCACCUGCAGGACCCCUCCCUGCAGCUCCUAUUAUAGAGCAUUUGGGCCUGAACAGUUAAAGGGGUCAUAUUUAAGUCUUAUUUUGGAACAAUUUUUACAAUAGAACUGCACUCCUGUUUUGUUUAGGGUUUUUUUUGGACCUUAAAAUGUGUGUGUGUGUGUGGGGG
This is a messenger RNA of Neoarius graeffei (lesser salmon catfish), 2602 nucleotides long. It is a transcript of the gene tmem267, whose product is annotated as transmembrane protein 267. Lineage: Eukaryota; Metazoa; Chordata; Actinopteri; Siluriformes; Ariidae. The coding region runs from base 129 to 824 and encodes 231 amino acids. The transcript is spliced from 4 exons. The record is from RefSeq and is a predicted model, not a curated record.